Telopea speciosissima is the source of this 1073-nucleotide messenger RNA. Its product is annotated as membrane steroid-binding protein 1-like. The record is from RefSeq and is a predicted model, not a curated record. Lineage: Eukaryota; Viridiplantae; Streptophyta; Magnoliopsida; Proteales; Proteaceae. The transcript is spliced from 2 exons. Bases 126 to 794 code for a protein of 222 amino acids. Gene Ontology annotation, cellular component: endomembrane system; membrane.
CGAGAGAGACCUUUUAAAAUUGGAAGAAGGAAACGAGAUCCUUCUUUGGUUUUCUCGUCUUUAUCACUGCUUCUGCCGCUGCUGCUCUCUUUUCUGCAUAUUUUUUUGGAGAUUCACUGACAACCAUGGCGAAUUUGGAGCUAUGGGAGACGUUGAAAGCAGCGAUAUCUGCAUAUACGGGACUAUCUCCUAUGACCUUCUUCACGGUGUUAGCUUUGGCUUUCGCGUUCUACUAUGUCAUUUCUGGGUUCUUCUCGUCCCCUGAGCCUCCGAGGACGAGGGCUUUGCCAGAAGAGGUGAAGCCCCUUCCACCUCCCGUUCAGCUUGGUGAGAUCACUGAGGAGGAGUUGAAGGCAUACGAUGGAUCCGACCCCGAGAAGCCUUUGCUUAUGGCAAUCAAGGCACAGAUCUAUGACGUAUCGCAAAGCAGGAUGUUCUAUGGUCCUGGUGGACCCUAUGCCUUGUUUGCAGGGAAGGAUGCUAGUAGAGCUCUCGCAAAGAUGUCUUUUGAGGACAAGGAUUUAACAGGUGAUAUCUCUGGCCUUGGUCCUUUUGAACUUGAUGCCUUGCAGGACUGGGAGUACAAGUUUAUGAGCAAAUAUGUUAAGGUUGGGACAAUCAAGAAAACCGUUCCAGUAACCGAUGCACCUCCUGCUGAUGAUUCCUCGGAAGGUGCCAAUCCUGAUGGUGCUAAACCUGCAGAAAAUGAGCAAUCAGAGAGUGCUGCAGGUGAGAAAGCUGAGGAGCAGCCUCCAAAGGAAGCCACAGUUCGUGGUGAUGCUGAGAGGGAAUAAUUUCUGACUUCCUAUCUCCCUGUGAGCUACUGCAUGUGAAGCAUCAGAAUACUUGUAUUUUCAUGAAUCUUAAUCCUCUUCCAGUUAAAUACCUCUGUUUUAUAGAUUGACUUUAUGAAAUGUGGGUAAUCUCCUCUUGAUAGUCCAGGAGAGUACCACUUUUGUGGAACCUGUUUGCUGAAUAAGGCCUAAAUAGAGCAAGGUGGUGGAGCCGAAGCCUCAAAGACUCAAGUUGCUACAUAGUUAUACAAUCUUAAAUAUGCGGAAAUGUUGGCUUCU